Closterium sp. NIES-67 is the source of this 3285-nucleotide messenger RNA. The record is from the annotation of a GenBank genome assembly. Lineage: Eukaryota; Viridiplantae; Streptophyta; Zygnematophyceae; Desmidiales; Closteriaceae.
GACUGUUGCCCGAGAGAAUUUUAAAAAAAUCUCGCGUCGUGUAGCUUGGUAUGGGCUCAUAUCACAUGCCUCGAGCGAGCCUAUUGCCAUCUUCAAGUUGCAAGAAAACCAUCAGUUCUGUCCAGAGCCGGACAGGAACAGAUAUGUGUCGGCGACUUCAUCAUCUGUCGCACGGUCAGAAUGCGAUGUCGUCGCCACGUCGCCGAGUCAGCGGAUCGUACGGUCCAGCAUCGAGUCAUCGACACUGGACCUUUCCCUCGCCAGCGUUCGAUACUAAAUCGCCGAACCGACGACGAUUAUCUGAAAAAGUUGAUUUGGCUUGUUCGAUAGCAGCGUUGUCGCUGCAGCAGAAUGGCUCUUCUGUCGCUCGUCAGUUAUCAGGAGAGAGUGAACGUCUUGAACGGCUUCGUGGUCCUAGCUCCCAGCCUCGUGAUCCUUUCUCUCAUCCUUGCGAUCUUCUGGUUGCUCGCAUCAUACAAGCAGAAAUUAGGCUAUGGUCCUCCCGCGUGGCCAAUUCUCGGCACUUUGCCUGAAAUGCUUCUGGCGUUUCCGUAUCUUUAUGACUGGGCGACAUCUUAUCUCGAGGCUAGUCCCACUAUGACCUACAUCUCGCUAGCGCCUGGCCUCAAUGAAGUCGUCACUGCCAACCCUAAGAACCUGGAGCACAUCCUCAAGACCAAUUUCGCGAAUUACCCGAAGGGUCCGAAUUUCCAGACCAACUUCGAGGACCUUCUCGGUCAUGGCAUAUUCAACAGCGAUGAUGAUGUCUGGAGGCAGCAACGCAAAACUGCCAGCCUUGAGUUUUCCAACAGGUCUCUCAGAGACCUCAUGAUGGUCUCGAUUCAAGAAGAGCUUCUUCAGCGUUUCAUCCCCACCUUGGCAGAGGCUUCUGUGACGAGAACACCGGUGGACCUUCAAGAUAUUCUGCUGCGAUAUACCUUCGAUAAUAUAUGCAGAAUUGGUUUCGGUGUUGACCCUGGCUGCCUUGAGCCAGGACUUCCGGAAGUCCCAUUUGCGAGAGCAUUUGAUGAGGCCACAAAGGCGACCCUCUUCAGAAACUUGAUUCCUGAGUUUGUCUGGAAGGCAUUCAGGUUCCUUCGUUUGUUCCAAGAAGGCACGCUUCACUCUGCUGUGAAGACAAUCGAUACUUUUGCAGAGGAAGUUAUCAGGAAUCGGCGUGUUGAGCUGGCAAGUGAAAAGAAACAGUAUGCAAUCGAUGGCGCUGUAACUGACCAUUCAGAUAUCCUCUCCAGUUCAGUGUGCAUUUGUUUUGGACACAGGAUGAUGCUUCUUGAGAAGGAUGACGGUGGCCAGCUCUACUCCGAAAGCUUUCUCAGGGAUGUUUGCACGAAUUUCAUUCUUGCUGGAAGGGAUACAUCGUCUGUCCUCAUGACCUGGCUGUUCUGGCUGCUGACGUGGCACCCAACUGUGGAAAAAAAUAUCCUGGCGGAAGUGCAAUCCAUUGUUGCUGCACGUGAAGGUGACAAGAGUUUUGGUGCAUUUACCUAUGAAGAGCUGAAGCAAAUGAAGUAUGUGCACGCAGCAAUAGCUGAGGCACUUCGUCUAUAUCCAUCCGUUCCAGCGGAUUUCAAGCAUGUUGUUAAGGAUGACGUGCUUCCAGAUGGGACACAUGUCAAGAGUGGCUGGCGAGUCCAGUAUGAAAUUUACGCAAUGGGUCGCAUGACUCGCAUCUGGGGGCCCGACGCGAGAGAUUUCAAGCCAGAGCGGUGGUUUGAUAGCAAUGGCGAGUUAAUCAAUGAGUCGCCUUUCAAGUUCCCUGCCUUCAAUGCUGGGCCUCGCCUCUGCCUUGGAAGAGACCUCGCCUAUCUUCAGAUGAAGUCUAUUGUUGCCAGCACAGUCCGUUUUUUCCGACUCGCCGUUGCACCUGGUCACAAGGUCGAAUACAGUAUGUCGCUCACUCUCUCCAUGACGAACGGACUGAAGGUUUUUGUGACUCCCAGGUGAAGCGGGCAUUUCCUAGACCUUGCCUCACAUAGGUGAAGGCUUAUACGCAUUCGUCAAGCUGUUACCCAUAAUGGUGGUGUGACACGGUAGGGUCGAGUGAUGCAUUAGCGUGUACAUCAUGCAGGUUGUAGGUUGCACCUACGCAUAGUAAGCGGAAUAUGGCACAGCUUCCAAAGCUGUGAAAAUAGGAUAUGCAAUGCAAUGUGGAAAAUGUAAGUGAUAAGCGGUAAUUGUAGCGGCAGAGCGAACUAUGGAAGUGAAGUACUGCCUGCAAGGCGCAUGUCAGAUAUGGCGUUCAGCGCAGAGCGAUUGACUGAAGAUGAAGAUGAAGAUGAAGAUGGUCGCGAUUCUCAAAUCGGUAUCCAGUGUGAAUGACUCAUGCUAGCCAGGAGUUGACACAGCUGGCCGAGAAGCUAGAAAAGAGGGUAGACAGGUAAACCAUGGUGUAUGCAGUCUCUUGAUAAAUAGCCACGACGUUCAGAUGCCGCCACGGUUUACAUACGAGCAACGCGUCUCUGAGUGAUUUUCGAAUCUUCCGCCAUAAUGCCUCACCAACGUGCCACCUCCGCUCCCCUGGCGGAGCGGUUAUUGCAUCCCGUAUAUUUAACUCCGUCCGGCCGACCCGUGCUCUUCCCGGGCGAAGUAGAGAGCCUCUUAAUCGAUGACGCCGGGAUAGAAUUCGAGGAGGAAACGCCCGGUUCUUCCGCCGCACAUCCCGCCGCAAAUUCCGGUAACGUUCUCGAAGCGGAGUCGCUUCGCGAUGGCGUGGCGUCGCUCACGACGCACCGUCUGAUCUGGAUCGACGAACGGCCAGCGACGGCUGGUAACCCGAAACGGGCUUUCGCCUUACCCCUCGUCGCCAUCGCGAAUGCUUCCGUCGCAGGGCGGCGAGGGUUCACCUCCGUUUUCGCCUCCCCUCGCGUUCGCAUUUACAUCUUGCUAGAUCCCCAAGGGCGGGCGGUUUUGUCGUCUUCUGCCAUUGGCAGCAGCAACUACAACGGAUCAAGCUAUAGCCAGAGCAGUAGCACAGUAAAUUCAGGACGAACCGCGUCUUUAGUAGCCGUUCUAAGAGGCCAGGCUCCAACUGACGUGUUCCUUAAGAAACUAAACGACGCUUUAGCGGCUCGAAAAUGGCAGACGGCACCUUUCCCAGGCGUACCUCCCCCUGCUGCCGCCUCCCCCUUUCCCCCCGCCCCGACAAUCGGCGCAGCAGCAGCAGCGCUUGGCGCACAUGGGGGGGGCGGAAUGGGGGGACCAGCAACUGGCGGAACGAACCCCCUGUAUUGGGGCAGCGGGGGGUAUGGGAGCGGGGAAAUGGGG